Molecule: messenger RNA, 795 nt
Organism: Nicotiana attenuata
Lineage: Eukaryota; Viridiplantae; Streptophyta; Magnoliopsida; Solanales; Solanaceae
Exons: 2
Coding region: 1-795 (264 amino acids)
Source: RefSeq, a predicted model, not a curated record
AUGAAUGACUCAACUAAGCAGGUGCAGAUACAUGGAGAAGGCAACAAGAACAAAAGUGGAGAGGAAUUGAUCACUAACAACAACAGGACAACCCAGGAAAAGGCAAACGAAGUGGCAACAAUCGAAAGAAAAUUACAAAUAGAACAGAAGAAUGAUAAGAGGGAGGAAUGGAAAGAGGCAGUACAAUCUCUGGAAGAUCUAGAUUUAACAGUUAACACUGAACAAUCUAGAGAAGAUUUAAACAAAGCACAAGUAGAGUAUGUCAGAUGGAUGGCUAUACAAGAAUCUCUUCUAAAACAGAAAACCCAAGUCAGAUGGUUUAAGAAAGGUGACUGUAAUAGUAGGUGCUUCAGCAAUGUCAUUAAAGACAAGAGGAGAAGGAUGCAUCUUCACAAAAUAAAGAACCAUAUAGGUAAUUGGAUCCAAGGGGAAGAGAGAAUUGCCAAAGCUGCAGUGAGGCCUUUUCAGAAGAUAUUCAACCUUGCCCUUGUCAAUGUAGACGAGAAUGUUUUGAAUUGCAUCAAGGAAUUUAUCACUGAAGAAGACAAUCUACAACGAUCACAAGUUCCUGAGGAAAGUGAAAUCAAAGAUACUAUUUUUGAUAUGAGUGGUACAAGUUCCGCAGGACCAGACAGAUUUAAUGGGAUCUUUUACCAGAAGUGUUGGGGCAUUAUCAAAGAAGAUGUGGUUAAAUUGGUUCAGAGCUUCUUCAAAGGGAAAAUACUAACUAAGUUCUACGCUCAUACAUGUCUGGUAUUGAUUCCAAAAGUACAGUCUCCUUCCAACUUUGCAUAA